AUGAACCAGAGAUUCAAAUGUUUUUAUAUUUUGCAGAUAAUCAACGUCUACAUUACAAAAUAUGAAAGUGGUGGACAGUACUGGCCUAUUUUCCACAACACUACAAUCUUUUCACUGAUCUUGUCGCAAGUUAUAGCUCUUGGAUUCUUCGGUUUAAAGCUAUCAACGGUUGCUUCAGGUUUCACCAUUCCAUUGAUUCUUCUCACCCUUUUGUUUAGUGAGUAUUGCCGGCAGAGGUUUGCUCCUAUUUUUCAGAAAUAUCCAGCUGAGAUUCUUAUAGCUAUGGACAGAGCAGAUGAGAUCACAGGAAAGAUGGAAGAGUUACAUAGCAACUUGAAAGCUGCAUACUCUCAAAUACCAUUGUGUUCUCAAGAAUCUAGCAAAGCUGGUUGCAGUCCUCCUUGCUCAGAUCAGGAGUUACCAGCUUCUGAUCAACUGAAGCCAGAGAAUCUUGAAGCAGAAGUGAUAAAAGCCUUUCAAAGAAGUAAAUCUAGUCAUGAUCUUGAGGUGAAGUCUUGUCCUAGUAGUUCACCAAGGCGGUUCUCCCCAGGAUUUGCUGAGAUAUAUAAACGAACACAGUGA
Messenger RNA from Eruca vesicaria subsp. sativa (arugula), 582 nucleotides. The record is from the annotation of a GenBank genome assembly. Lineage: Eukaryota; Viridiplantae; Streptophyta; Magnoliopsida; Brassicales; Brassicaceae.